CUCAUACUAUUGCAACUACAGCCUCAUGGCGGAACUAAACGAAACAUCUUCCUCCUUCUCUUCUGCCUCUUCAUCUGGAUCUUCCAAUUACGAUGUGUUUCUCAACUUCAGGGGUGAAGAUACUCGCAAAAACUUCACUGGUUUCCUUCACUACGCUCUGAAGAACAAAGGAAUCAAUGUUUUUAUUGAUAAUGAAGAAUUGUGGACUGGAGAAGCCAUUGGCCCAACUCUCCUUAGAGCCAUCCAGGGCUCCAAAAUCUCGAUCCCUCUCUUCUCCAAAGGCUACGCUACAAGUAAAUGGUGCCUCCUUGAACUUUCUAAGAUAAUUCAUUGCCACCAAUCCCAAGGUCAAAUGGUCCUCCCGGUAUUUCUCGAUGUUGAGCCAUCGCAUGUUCGGAAUCAGACUGGAAGUUUUGAGGGACCAUUUCAGGAACAUGAGAAGAAUUUUUCUUCUCAGCCCCAAAUCGUAGAGGAUUGGAGGAAAGCUUUGAGAGUGGUAGGGGAACUGAAGGGAUUUGUUCUCAAGGACGACGCAAAUGGGGAUCAAGCAAAGUUAGUUGAAUUAAUUGUUAAAAGGGCUCUAAGUGACUUGGUCAGUAACACAUACUUGGCUGAAUGUAAAUACUCUAUUGGAAUGGAUUCCCGUGUAAAUCAUUUAUUAGAUUUACUAAAUGUUGGCUCUGAGAACAUUCAACUUGUGGGAAUCUGUGGUUUCGGUGGCAUUGGGAAGACAACUCUUGCGAAGGCUGUGUACAAUCACAUCCUUCCAAACUUCGAUAAAUAUAGUUUUCUUUCAGAUGUUAGAGAACAAGCAACACAAUGCAUGGGUCUUGUGUCUUUGCAAAAACGACUUCUUAAAGAUAUCUUCAAAGCAGACAUUGACAUAGCUGAUUAUCAUAGUGGGAAAAGAAUUAUACACCAAAGACUUUGUAAAGAAAAAGUUCUUGUUGUUCUUGACGACGUGGACAAUAGAGAACAAGUAGAUGCUUUGGCUGGUGAACUCAAUUGGUUUGGUCAAGGAAGUAGGCUCAUAAUAACAACCAGAGAUGAGCAUAUUCUGGAUGUGGCUAAAGUCGAUAAAGAUAAAAUAUACAAGCUUCAAGUGCUAGAUCGUAAGCAAUCUCUUCAACUAUUUAGUUUGCAUGCCUUUUCAACGGACCAACCUCUUGAAGAUUAUAUACAACUUUCACAUGGUCUGGCAUGCUAUUCUGGAGGGGUGCCUUUGACUCUAGAGGUUUUAGGGUCUUCCCUAUCCGGCAUAUACUGUAAAGAAGUGUGGGAAAGUACAUUACAAAGAUUGAAAGAAAUUCCUCAUGGAGAUGUCCAGAGAAGGUUGAGGAUAAGCUAUGAUAGUCUAGAAGACUAUUGUCAGAAAGCCAUAUUUCUUGAUGCAGCAUGCUUUUUCAUUGGAUGGGAGAAAGAAACUGUAAUUUCUUUUUGGGAAGCUUGUGGUUUUUAUCCAAAAUCAGCAAUAGACAUAUUAAUCAAAAGAUCCCUUCUAAAGUUUAAAGAAUAUAAUAAUGGGGAAUACUACUUGAAGAUGCAUGAUCAAAUUCGAGACAUGGGAAGGAAAAUUGUCUUAGAAGAAAGUCAUAUGGAGCCGGGGAAACGUAGUAGGUUAUGGUCUCAUGACGACGUCUUAAAAGUUUUAGAAAGACACAAGGUAAGACCUAAUUAUCUAACAUACUUCACCGGAGACUUUUCGCGCCUUCCUUCUGCAAUAAGAUUGUUGGAGUGUAAUAUUUCAAAUUGUCUACUAAUCAAUUUUUAUCAUAAGAGAUUAGUUAUUCUCGACCUAUCAUAUCCAAAUGCCAUUAUUGAACAAGCUUGGAAUAUCGAGCCACAAGAUGAAAAUAAGUUCCAAAAUUUGAAAGUUCUCAAACUUAGCGGCUGGCGAUAUCUAUCUAGGUGCCCUAAUUUUUCAUGGUUUCCUCACUUGGAGCGAUUAGAUCUUCGAGAUUGCAAUUCCUUGGAUAAGUUAGAUGAGUCCAUCAGGCAGUUGAGUAAGCUCAAAACUCUUAUCCUCAGUAAUUGCUCAUCACUCAAGAAGUUUCCUGAGUCCAUUGGAGAUCUAAAAUGUCUAGUCAAGCUUGACUUGUGUGGAACACAAAUAGAAGAACUGUCAAUCAGCAUUUCUAGGCUGAGUUCUCUAAAAGAGCUUAUUCUCAAGCAAUGCUCAUCACUCAAGAAGUUGCCUGAGUCCAUUGGUGAUCUAAAAUAUGUGGUCAAGCUUAACUUGGCAUCAACAGCAAUAGAAGAACUCCCAAACAGCAUUUCCAAGCUGAGUUCUCUCAAAGAGCUUAUUCUCUACGAGUGCUCAUCCCUCAAGAAGUUGCCUGAGUCCAUUGGUGAUCUAAAAUGUCUAGUCAAGCUUGACUUGUCUGAAACACAAAUAGAAAAACUCCCAAACAGCAUUUCAAAGCUGAGUUCUCUCAAAGAGCUUAUUCUCUACGAGUGCUCAUCACUCAAGAAGUUGCCUCAGUCUAUUGGUGAUAUGAAAUGUCUAGUUCAGCUUAACUUGUGGAGGACAGAAAUAGAAGAACUCCCAAACAGCAUUUCCAAUCUGAGUUCUCUCAAAGAGCUUAUUCUCUGCGAGUGCUCAUCACUCGAGAAGUUGCCUGAGUCCAUUGGUGAUCUAAAAUGUCUAGUCAAGCUUGACUUGUCUGAAACACAAAUAGAAGAACUCCCAAACAACAUUUCCAAGCUGAGUUCUCUCAAAGAGCUUAUUCUCAGUAGGUGUUCACCACUCAAGAAGUUGCCGGAGUCUAUUGGCGAUAUGAAAUGUCUAGUUAAGCUUGACUUGCAGAGUACGGUAAUAGAAGAACUCCCAAACAGCAUUUCCAAGCUGAGCUCUCUCAAAGAGCUUAUUCUCUGCGGGUGCUCAUCACUCGAGAAGUUGCCUGAGUCCAUUGGUGAUCUAAAAUGUCUAGUCAAGCUUGACUUGUCUGAAACACAAAUAGAAGAACUCCCAAACAACAUUUCCAAGCUGAGUUCUCUCAAAGAGCUUAUUCUCAGUAGGUGCUCACUACUCAAGAAGUUGCCUGAGUCUAUUGGUGAUAUGAAAUGUCUAGUUAAGCUUGAAUUGCAGAGUACAGUAAUAGAAGAACUCCCAAACAGCAUUUCCAAGCUGAGUUCUCUCAAAGAGCUUAUUCUCAGUUGGUGCUCAUCACUCAAGAAGUUGCCUAAGUCUAUUGGUGAUAUGAAAUGUCUAGUUGAGCUUGACUUGUAUAAAACAAAAAUAAGAGAACUCCCAAGCAGCGUUUCCAAGUUGAGUUCUCUCAAAGAGCUUAUUCUCAGGCGGUGCUCAUCACUCAAGAAGUUACCUGAGUCUAUUGGUGAUAUAAAAUGUCUAGUUAAGCUUGACUUGUAUGAAACAAAAAUAGAAGAACUCCCAAACAGCAUUUCCAAGCUGAGUUCUCUCAAAGAGCUUAUUCUCUGCAGGUGCUCAUCACUCGAGAAGUUGCCUGAGUCCAUUGGUGAACUAAAAUGUCUAGUCAAGCUUGACUUGUAUGAAACAAAAAUAGAAGAACUCCCAAACAGCAUUUCCAAGCUGAGUUCUCUCAAAGAGCUUAUUCUCUACGGGUGCUCAUCACUCGAGAAGUUGCCUGAGUCCAUUGGUGAUCUAAAAUGUCUAGUCAAGCUUGACUUGUCUGAAACACAAAUAGAAGAACUUCCAAACAGCAUUUCCAAGCUGAGUUCUCUCAAAGAGCUUAUCCUCAGGUGCUCAUCACUUAAGAAGUUGCCUGAGUCUAUUGGUGAUCUUAAAUGUCUAGUCAAGCUUGACUUGCGUGAGACUCAAAUAGAAGAACUCCCACACACCAUCGUCGAACUGAGUUCUCUCGAAGACCUUAUUCUCAUAAAGUGUAAAUCCCUGAAGAAGUUGCUGCCAGAGUCCAUCGGUGAUCUAAAAUCUCUAGUGAAACUUCAAUUGUCUCUGAGUACAAAAUUAGAAGGACUCCCAAAGCUUCCCUCGAGUUUAGUUGAACUGCAUUGUCAAAAAUGCAAUUCAUUGGUAGGACUACCGGAUUUUUCAAGGCUGAAAAAUUUGAGUAUAUUAAAUCUUGCGGGUUGCAAAAAGCUGGAGGAGAUUGGAGGCCUUGAGAGAACAGAAUCUUUACGAUACUUAGAUGUGAGAGGAUGCUAUAAUAUGAUGACACGUAUGCAAGGGAAGAAGAUACAUGGCCAGGGAACACUUUUACGGAACAUGUCGCUGCAGAGACAUUGUAGUUAUUCCUUGACUGCUGGUAAUGAUGGGAAUAAUAAGGGGUUAAUUUUGUGCCUUGUUUUGGAAUUCAUCUCCAAUCUGAAAUUGAAACAUGGUGGUGGUCACCUAGUAGUAUCCAUUGAUUUAGAUAUUUAUAGUCAGAUCUACCAAAGAGAUAAAACAACCUUGUCGUGUUGUCAUACGCUGGGAAUUGAGUAUAAUACUACUACUACUGAAGGAGAAGGAGAUAUAAUAUACAUCCACCAUUUCAAAGGCUUUGACUGGUUUGGGAUUCCGUUGCAAGGAAAAGAUGAGAUUGAGAUUAAUUCUAUUUGGCAAUCCACGGCAUUUUGUGGGCUAGAUGAUGGGGUUGUGUGUCGGGUAAAAUUCUGGAAGCUUUUGUUCGAGAAUAAGGAAACUUACCCCCAGAUGGUAGCAGAUUUCUUCAAAUGGUCACAUUUUGAUGAUGAUGGUGGUGUAGUAGUAGUACCUUCUCUUAGCAGUCUGGGGUUAACUUGUUGGUCACGAGCUGAGGCUGAAGGAUCAAAUUCUGUUCCCAAGGAAAAAGAAGAAGAAGCUGAAGGAUCAAAUUCUGUUGUUGAAGGAUCAAAUUCUGUUCCCAAGGAAGAAGAAGAAGAAGCUGAAGGAUCUGAAGGAUCAAAUUCUGUUGUUGAAGGAUCAAAUUCUGUUCCCAAGGAAGAAGAGAAGCUGAAGGAUCUGAAGGAUCAAAUUCUGUUGUUGAAGGAUCAAAUUCUGUUCCCAAGGAAGAAGAAGAAGAAGCUGAAGGAUAUACUACUGGCAUUCUUGUUCUUUCCCAACAACAAUUAUGAGGCAGCUGGUUCAGGGUUAUGCAAUUGCUUUCUCGCAGUGAAAGCUGUUUGGAUUGUUCCUGCAACUGUUUCAGUACAGGAUUUUUUGUAA
Telopea speciosissima is the source of this 5125-nucleotide messenger RNA. Its product is annotated as disease resistance protein RUN1-like. The record is from RefSeq and is a predicted model, not a curated record. Gene Ontology annotation, molecular function: protein binding; ADP binding. Lineage: Eukaryota; Viridiplantae; Streptophyta; Magnoliopsida; Proteales; Proteaceae. Gene Ontology annotation, biological process: signal transduction. The coding region runs from base 26 to 5125 and encodes 1699 amino acids. The transcript has 6 exons.